CUCAUGGAGAACCGACUCAGUGAGUACGUGGGAGCGCCGCUCUGUUUAUUAUGGUUGACUGCUGCGGUUUUGGUUGACCAACCUGUAGUCAUGAAUAGAGUCACACCUCUGAGUACAUUUGCAUGAACUGCGUAUGUAGACAGGGAUUCUGUCGGAGAUCUCUGGAUGGUGGGAGACGAGGGAUGCUCACAAAAAGACCCAUGCAAAGCUUACGAGGAACUGCUCCUAUGGCGGCGCACAUCUAUAUAUAUAUACGCGUCCCGUUCCCUCGCCGUUCGAGUAUUCGUCGAAUUGUUCAACCCCACUCUGAGGAGGCGGAGAGAACGUGCGCUUCGAGGUGGCUAACCUUACACGAGACUCAGCCGGCAAGUUCAUCCAUCCCGACGGCGGAGAUGGCGGCGGCGAUGAGGUGGUAGUGCCGUCGGCGGUGGCUACGAGCAUGACAUCGUCGUUCGAGGAGUACGAGAUGGGGGUGAUGGUGUCAGCGCUAGCGCACGUGCUCGCGGGAGACCGUGGCACCGAUGCGGCGACUGAUAUAUCUGAGUCAACUUCGUGCAUGUUUCCGACGUCCUCGCCACCGUCGUGGGGCGAUCGGGGCGGGCAAAAGAGGGGGAGCGACGACUUCAAGCUUGAGGAGGUGGCCAAGCUCCGCAGAACUGUCGGGGAGUUCGGGGAGUCAUCAUCGACUCCGGCAGCAACGGAACAAACUGCAUCAGCAGCAGCUGCUGCCGCAACAGAAGCGGCUACCCGUUCGACCACCGGAGGAACAGAGCAAGCAGGAGCGAGAAGAAGAUACAGAGGAGUGCGGCAACGCCCGUGGGGCAAAUGGGCGGCGGAGAUAAGAGACCCCCACAAGGCCGCCCGCGUCUGGCUCGGCACCUUCAACACCGCCGAGGCGGCCGCCCGGGCCUACGACGAGGCCGCCCUCCGCUUCCGAGGAAGCCGAGCCAAGCUCAACUUCCCGGACGAGGCCCGCCAUCGGCAAGCGCCGCCGGUCGCUCCGUCCGUCCGGGCGCCGGACUCCGCCGCUCCCGCAGUGCCGCUGGAGUCCCUCCCGUUCGUCGGUCACGGAGCCACAGCCGUCGCCGCCGCCGCCGCCGCCGCCGCCGCGAGUGACUCCUUGGCCUACGCGAGGCUGCUGCAAGGCGCAGGGGAGUACCAGACGAUGCCUCCCGCUUCUCUCUUGGGUCCAAUGAUGUAUUCCACGGCUUCUGCUGCUUCCUUGGCCUCCUCCCAUUCAUUGCCUUCAUCUAAUCCAUCCCCGUUUGCAGUUCCUCCUCCUCCUCCUCCUCCUCCACCAUUUCCUCCUCUGUUCUAUUCUCCAGAAAUGUCGCAACAGAUCGACUUCUUCCAACCUCCACCAUGGACGGAAUCCAGCCGCGAUCCGCCAUCUUCGUCGGGUUAACACCACACUCAUGGAGCUCGACAGAACCUGCCUUCCUCUGUUCAGUUCAGUCCUCCUUUUGUUCUUUAGGAUUCAUACACGAUCUAUACAAAUUUAGUUAUAUUUGAUUCUUAUUUUGCUCCCAUUUCUGUUGUUGUCUUCGUCGUUAGAAAUUGAAAUGAAAAGAAGAUUGAUUCUUCUUCGAUAGAUUGAAUUAUAGGAACCCUGACUUCAAUUCUACUGUGUUAAUUGACCUUCGAUAGAUUGAGAAAUGAAAGCGACAGAAAUAGUAUCAGCUAUCGUUAUCCGCUGAUAUGUAUUUCCUUGUAUCAGCAGCUUAAUCGAGGAGAGAGCAAUGUCUUCGUAUUGGGUAAGCCUACCUAUCACUGUGACCUAACGAUUAAGGCACGAAGAGGGCGACGUAUUACACACCAAGUCUCAUUCCACUAGUCCUUUGGAUGCCAGGCAUGAUUCAUGAUAGACUCCGAUGCUUGAAACACAACUCUCGAAUCAAACUCAAAAUCCACCAAAUGUGAGACUACGCCAGGUUGUGAUCAGGUACAAGGACGGUGAACAUGACGUAUUGGCUUGCGUGUAUAUUUUGUUGUGCAGCGGGGC
Molecule: messenger RNA, 2002 nt
Organism: Musa acuminata AAA Group (dessert banana)
Lineage: Eukaryota; Viridiplantae; Streptophyta; Magnoliopsida; Zingiberales; Musaceae
Product: ethylene-responsive transcription factor ABR1-like
Exons: 2
Coding region: 440-1405 (321 amino acids)
Biological process (GO): regulation of DNA-templated transcription
Molecular function (GO): DNA binding; DNA-binding transcription factor activity
Source: RefSeq, a predicted model, not a curated record